Gigantopelta aegis is the source of this 10203-nucleotide messenger RNA. RefSeq names its product laminin subunit alpha-2-like. NCBI's taxonomy places the organism in Eukaryota, Metazoa, Mollusca, Gastropoda, Neomphalida, Peltospiridae. The record is from RefSeq and is a predicted model, not a curated record. The transcript has 52 exons. Bases 1 to 9132 code for a protein of 3043 amino acids.
AUGGACAGAAACGGAUUUUAUUUUCUGUUGAUAAUUUUGAGUCGGCUAACGCUGUUAGUGUUAACAGAGCCAGUAAACGUCGCUUUGAACAAGGAGACUAGAGGAAUUUUCACGUGUUCCACGUUUGGAAAAGAGUACUACCGUAAUCUGUCUAAUAAAGACAGGCGUCAGGAAGUGCACGUGUGUGACAGUUUGACCACCCAUCCGCCCAGUGCGAUGGUCGACGGUAACGUAACAACGAAAUGGCAGAGCGUGUCGAAAUUUCGCAUCAGCUAUUUUGGAAUCGCAAACCUGACGGCGUUAACACCUCCUGGGCGUAGUAACUUGCAUGGAGUUAUUUAUAUAGAUUUAAAACAGGUGUUCAAUGUAGAAAGUAUGUCACUGAUGAUGGGCGACGCGAAGCGACCAAACCAGAUGGUCGUGUACAAGUCGACCACCUCGGAAGAGGGAGGAGGCAGUUACAGACCGUGGGUGUACCGGGUGACGUGGGACAAUGAGUGUCAGACCAAGUUCUCGCACGCUGUUGGCGACAUGCCCACGUCGACGACAGCUAGCAUCUGUACACGAUACAACAACCCUACGGCAACCGGCCUGGAGACGGUUACCUUUGAUUUCAAACAUGUCACAGAAUCUGCUUUAAGAGAAUGGAAAACAGCUCGGUUCAUUAAGAUAGAACUGUAUGACAUGCCCAUGCCACUGGGCUUUGAAGGAGACAUAUUUCAACACUUUGCUAUAUCAGAAUGGGUUGUGAUGGCGGAAUGCGUGUGCAAUGGACAUCAGACUGGUUGUGAGCUGAACCCGACAACUGGAACCUUUGAAUGCAAGUGUGGAGGAAAUACGUUUGGAUCGUUUUGUGAACUCUGCAAGCCAAUGUUUAACCAACAGCCGUUUUCAUAUGGCGUGCCUUGUGAAUCUUGUAACUGCUUCAACCAUUCCAUUGAGUGUAGCUAUGACGCUGCAGUAGCUGCUAAUAACAAGAGUCUGAACAUCCGUGGUCAGCUGUCAGGAGGUGGCGUCUGUAGUGCGUGUCAGGAUCAUACAGCUGGUGUGAAUUGUGAGCUGUGUGUUGCGACGUAUUUCCGCCCGGCAGGUCGUGACCAGACCGCAGCCGAUGCAUGUGUUCCGUGUGAGUGUGUGCCUGCUGGGUCCAUCGUCAGUCCACUGUCAGGGAUUAAAGAUGACUGUGUCACAAACUCCGAUGUCAUUCUCAUUCCACCAAAGGAUCCUGGCUUCUGUUGGUGUAAGGACAAUGUGGAGGGCAAUAAAUGUCAACGGUGCAAGACUGGUUUUUAUAACAUGAGGGCAGAGAAUGCUCAGGGAUGUCAAGCGUGUGAGUGUAAUGAAGCUGGUACUGUAGGAAGCAGUCAGGCCUGUGCACCAGAUGAGACUGGACAGUGCUCAUGCAAGGCCAACACUGAAGGUCGCGCUUGUGAUUCAUGCAAAAAUGAAUUUUACCAAUUGGAUAUUGCCAAAUCUGAUGGUUGUUCUGCAUGUGAGUGUGACCCAGGUGGUGCUCUGUCCCCAGUGUGUCACAAGGUCAGCGGUCAGUGUACGUGUCGGCCAAAUCUCAGUGGUCGGCAGUGUGACAGCCCAGAUCAAGGUUUUUAUUAUCCCAGCCUUUACUUCAUCAAUGCUCAGUUUGAACGCAACUUUGAUAAAUGGGAGAAGAACGAAACAAUGGGAGUCUUUUUUGGAGACGGUUACGCUGUAACUAAAAAUGGAGAUAAGCUGGAUGUGAUGCUGUCAUUUCCGGGAGGCACCACAUUUAGUGGUGUCUGUACAGUGGUAAUCAGAUACAAGACAGAUGAGGCAACUUCUCUCACAGUUGAGAUCACCGCAUCAGAUAAUCCAAUACCUGCCCAGGUUAACAUGGCCUUGUGUCCGACUACUGGAACCACCUGGUGUUACGCCCAGGUAGACUCGCGCAACUUCACUCUGACUCCUGGACCCCACAGUACCACGGUUCGAGUCUCAGGAGCGGCAUUACUGGAUCAAAUAGUUUGCAUACCAGUUGAGUUCCUUGAUUCUGAACCAGUCUUGAAGUCUUCGGCUUUUGCAGCAAGAUGUGAUGUCAUCCAAAAUGAUAUGAAGGCUGGAUCAGUGUACGAAAGCACCUGCAACAAAGGGGUCUUCUCUCUGAUGAUGUACUACAUGAACGGACCUCGGUUUUGCGCCUGUAAUGUAGACGGAAGCUCCAGUGUGUUCUGUAAUAGAAACGGCGGCCAGUGCCAGUGUAAAGCGGGUGUGGGAGGACGGCAGUGUGACACGUGUUUGCCCGGCUUUUUUAACUUGACAAGCGUUGGUUGCCAAGCUUGUAACUGCAAGGGAAGUAACCCAGUGUGUGAUAAAAUCAUUGGUCAGUGCUCCUGCCCACCUAACACAAUGGGUCGACAGUGUGACAUGUGCAACCCAUACUUCUAUGCCUGGGAUGGUGUAAAUGGGUGUCAGGCAUGUGACUGCAACCGCACAGGUUCAAGCUCUCUACAGUGCAAUCUCACAGACGGGAACUGUAUCUGUAAAACUGGUGUCAUUGGUAAGCAUUGCUCAAGCUGUGCGGACGGAAACACAAACUUCAGUCCAUCUGGAUGUACAGACUGUGGGUGUUCUCCCGUUGGGUCAGCCAGUCCUGUCUGCGACAGACAGAAUGGACAAUGUACUUGUCGGGACAAUGUGGAAGGCAAGCUGUGUACAGGCUGUAAGGUUGGCUCGUUCUACAUGGAGAAACAGAACCCAAAAGGAUGUCUCGAUUGUAUCUGCAUGGGUGUGGUCACCAAUUGUCACAGCUCCCCCCAGCUACUACAGCGGAAAUCCUUCCUGCUAGCGAGUAGUUCAAGUGGUGGUGAGCUGUCAACGGUGAUGAAGAUGACCGACAGGGCUGGCACUCCCAUACAGAAUGCGACCUUGAUGGCGUCUGUGUCCUUUACAUUGACCGUGAGAGCUGCAAGUGAUGGUCGUGUUUACCUUGAGGCAGCUCUUGAUGGUCAGACGGAGGUCUUCUGGAGAAUGCCUUCUGAACUCCAGGGUAAUCUUUUGGGUAUUUAUGGUAGUAAGAUUGAAGCUGAUGUCACCUAUUCUGCCGGGACACCAAUAUCAAGAAAUGCCAUUUUGAUUGGUCGAAACAAUGUUCGACUGGUUCACCGUUUUGCACCACUAGAAUCUGCAAAUGUAACAAAACCACUUGUUGUGUCUCUGACCGAGGCUGACUGGGUGGAGGAAGGAACAUCUGCCAAUGUCACCCGGGGAAAGUUUUUACUGGCAAUAUCUGAUACGAAGAUGAUUCUGAUGCCGGCCCGACAUGCUAGUUCUCCACAUAAAACAAGCCUCUCACGUCUGGAGUACAGUUUAGUGGGUACCAAUGGUUUGCCAAACCCAGCUGUGGAGGCGUGUCAGUGUGGGCCCCAGUACAGGGGUUUGUCCUGUGAGGACUGUGCUCCUGGGUUCAAGAGAGCAAAUCUUCAGAUGCACCCGUACCUAGGUAUGUGUGUGCCGUGUGAGUGUCACGGACACACCGGUAAUUGUGACCCCAACACAGGUGUGUGUGUCGACUGUCAGCAUAACACCACAGGUGACAACUGUGAAGUGUGCAAAACUGGUUUCUAUGGCGAUGCUACAGUAGGUACUUCUUCUGAUUGUAUUCCGUGUCCGUGCCAUGAUCCUCGUGUGGUGAACAAGACGUGCACUAAAGACAACAACAACAUCAUCAAGUGUUCCUUCUGUCAGCCAGGCUACAUAGGACAUAUGUGUGAUCAAUGUGACACUUUCUACUACGGCAAUGCUCAAAUUACGGGUGGAACAUGCACACGGUGUGAUUGUCAUGGAAACUCAGAUGCCUGUGACAAAAUAUCAGGAAUCUGCCAGAACUGUCAAAACAACACAGUAGGAUCGAAUUGUGAAAGAUGUAUGGACAGUUUCUAUGGAAAUGCUUCACUACAGAACUGUGCAGCCUGUGGUUGUGAUAACAAAGGUUCCAUCAGUCUUGUCUGUAACUUCACAUCCGGAGAGUGUCCUUGUCAUCCAGGCGUUGGCAAAAGAAACUGUGAUGCCUGUCAGACCAACUAUUAUGGCUUCUCUAAUGACAGUUUUACUGGUUGUCAGGCUUGUGGGUGCAAUGAGUUGGGAAGUAGUUUACUUCAGUGUAUGCCCGACUCCGGGAACUGUGUGUGCAAACAGAACGUCGUGUCGGGAGGGAAGUGUGAUGCAUGCAGUCCUGGUUACUUCGGUCUGCCAGACAAAGCCUGUGAAGCCUGUAGUUGCAACUCAACUGGUUCCGUGGGAGGUGCAACGGCUGCCUGUGACGCAGGUUCCGGGGUGUGUCCGUGUAAGCCAGGUGUGACCGGUCGGGCCUGUGAUCAAUGCCUGCCUUUAUACACAGACUUCGGAGAACAAGGGUGUACAGUUUGUGGCCGAUGUGAGAAAACACUGGGGGAGGACUCUGCUCGACUGGCUAACAUGUGGACGAGUUACUACAACACCAGUCAGAAAGUGCUGGCGAUACAGGCUCAGGACAAGGUGUUGCAGGGUCUCCAGCAGCAGCUGACCGACACGCAGGGCAAACUGGGGAUGGCCGGGACCACCUCUGGGUCCAGCUCCGGGUCCACUGGUGACCUUGCCAACAACAUCACACACAGUGAGACGGCCGCAAACAGAACUGUGUCGGAUCUUCAGAAUAAAGCCGUGACUCUGGAAGGAGUAGUUGUAACACUGAAGGAUGGCAGUGUUGGCGAGUGGAACAGAAUCAACGGCUUAAUGACAACCGCCCAGACCACACUGGAUCUUGUUAAGAGUGAGAACCAGAAAGCUUUCAACUACGAGGUCAGGCUUAAAGAGUUCAACACCAUCGCGGCACAAUACCAUACCAAAAGUCAAGUAACUGGAAGCUUGGGGCUUGAUUUUACUGCAGAACAACAAAGAGCCAAUGAAGACUUGAAAGUCAUACAGAAUGACACUCGUAUGCAGAGUAUGGAAUCACAAAUCCUUGGACAGACUACUAACAUCAGCAGUUUGAAGACAAAAGCUGAAAACCUGAAAACGGAGUUCACCACCGUCAUUCAACAGAUUACAGCGGCAGACAAAACGCUCGAUGACCUGACCUCUCAGAAGACGACCGUCACCAUAGCAGUCAAUGCUGCCAAGCUCUCCAAGGAUGCAUCGGAUGCUUUGAUAUCGCAGGUCCAGACAUCACUGGCUUCUGCUCAAGGGAUCACCACAACUGAAAACAUCCUGCAGACUGUGCUGAAAACAAAGUCGGACGUUGAUUCAAUACUCAGGGGCAAUGUACUCACAGUACUUCCAGAGUUAGCUCCCCUUCCUGCAGGUAUAACAAAUUUGGAGGAUGGGUCCUCGAGGCUGGCUGAUGAACUGGUGAACACACAGGCGCAGCUGGACAGUGCCAAGAAUUUGGUAGAACAAGCUGAAUCAAAGGCGAACACACUUCAAGUCCAUGCUGAUCUCAUUAACUCAACAUUUCGAGCAGUUGUGAAUCGGGGAGAGGCUGCUGUAAAGGCCAUCAAGAAUUACGAGCAAGUUAUCUCCACGUUGGAGAGUUCCAAGACGACAUCGGUCGAUGCUAAUAAGACGAUAGAGAAUGCCCGAGCUUUCCUGUCAGGAAUAACAGUGUCCGUACUGAGUAAUAACGCAUCAAGCUCCAAACAGAGAAGUGAAGAUCUCUUAUUGACUCUGAACAACAUCAACUAUAAACCAGAAGUUUUACAGAGUUUGCUAACCAAUGGAAAGACUGGUCUCCAGAUGGCCAAAGCCAAGUGGAAGAUAGUUGACCAGCAGCUUGACCAGAUGAACAUGGUGGCCCAGGCACUGAACACACAUAGAACAGAGAAUGCCAUCCAGCAGAAAAUAGCAAAUGCCAAGGACAUUGCAACUCGAGGUGAGAACUUGGCUCGGAGUGUGAAGACAAAUGCCGACGCCGAGCUAGUGUCUCUCAACAGCAAGGGAGAGGAGGUGGACGGCAAGAAGGGCCAAGCGAUUCAGACGAAUAACCUCAUCGCUAAGGUGGAAAAUGACUUACAGACUCUGCGGCAGAAUGCCAGUGCAAUCACAAACAACAUCCAACAAAUCAACAACCAGAAAGCCGAGAUUUUCAGCCGAAAGACUAGGCUUGAUACCAAAAUGGCCGACAUCGAGAGCAAACUGGCUCAGGCCAGGCAGCUGCUUGGUAAAAUUAGACAGCCAAUCCACUUCAACGGAAGCAUGUCCGUGGUUACGAAAAACAAUGUGGCCAACUUUGGUCUUCCGUACAGUGAUGUGAGCCUGUACUUCCGCAAAGAUGCCGGUCAGAUAUUUGGACUUCUCUUCUUCUCAGAGAACACUGCCUCCCCGGCUCACCUGUCUCUGAAACUGGUCAAUGAUAGGGUGGUGUUUGACUUCAAUAAUGGGGCUGAGUUCAUCUCGAUCCAGAACCCGGCGGAGAUCUGUGAGGGGUGCUGGGUACGUGCGCAAGCUUCUCGGUAUGAGAACACUGGCUACCUGACCGUCACCCUACUGAAUACUGGUGGAUUUGCCUCACAGUGGAAGAAAGGAAUCCAGGCUCAAAGAACCAUGAACCUCAACAGCAAGCUCAUGUUUGGCCAGCUGCCUCCUGGUUAUACGACAACAAAGUACAGCGGUGCUGGUUUCUUGGGUUGCAUGCAGAAUGUCAAGUUUAACGGGGAGGAUGUGAAUAUUUGGUCGGAAGCCGUUUUGAGUGGACAGUCGGCACAGUGCUGCAAGCAGCUGGUGACAGUGAAACCAGUGUUACCGGCUGGAACCAGUUUCAACGGGUUUGGUUACCUGGUUCUCAGUGGAACUGGUACCGACAUGUCUCAGUUACCCAUCACAGUGUCGAUUCAGUUCCGCACCUGGAACCCGUCGGCCACCAUUCUGUAUAUAGCUACAUCGGACAGAUCCAUCGUCUAUACGAUAUAUCUUGAUAACGGGCGAGUUGUGAUCGAUUACAGAGUUACUAAUAUUGCUCGAGUCCGCAUUUCCAGUGGUAGUAAAUUCAACAGCGGAGAAUGGGUACAGGUGACAGGCAUUCAUCAAGCCCAAAAUCAUGAGGUGAAAAUAGUGGUCUUGGAUCAGUCGGAUGCCAACAGGAAUGAAGACAUUGUGAGGAAUUCUGAUUACUCUGCUGACUUUUCGGCACUCUCGGGUCAGGAUAUAGUCCUUGGAGCCAGCAACCACCCAAACCAUGUCAGUUACCAAAUAAACAGCAAGAAUUUCGGAGGAUGUAUGAAAAACCUUGCAUACAAGUUUGGCAGUGGAGCGUUGGUUUCGCGGUCUCUCUCACAGGGAAUUGUCUUACAGAAAGGAGUAUCCUUUGUCGGGUGUGCCAGUACGAUUUUGCCAGGAGUCGGUUUUACUAAGAUUGACAGCUAUGCGGAACUGAAACGUGACAGUUCGCUACUUCCCAUCACAUCCAUUCAGUUUCAGCUGAUUACACUGGAGCCUCAGGGAGUCAUUCUGUAUCUCAAAGAUCCACAAAUGUCAACAAGAGUUCUCUACCUUGGUUUGUUCCAUGGCAACUUAAUACUGCUGUACAGUCAGACCUCAGCCAGGAUGUUUAGCGUCACGACCAUGGGUCGGUAUCUCAGUGACGGACAGCAACACGAUGUCAAGAUAAAUUUUACACAGCGCAGAGCCCAACUGAUGUUAAAUGGCACUGUGUAUGAACAGACCGCCGUACCGACAUUGUCAAACCCUCGGUUUGAUCUGUCGGUUACGACACCAAUUUACAUUGGUGGUGUCCCAGACAACUCUGUGUUGAAUAGCGAAUACCCUGCUAGGAAGUCGUUUGUUGGAGCUGUGCGUUCACUGAUCAUCAAUAACAGACUAGUGGACCUGAUCAAUGCUGGAUCCUUCCAGUCAUACAAUAACAUAGACUUAUCUGGAGUCCCAGCUCCCCCCAGUGAACUGCCACCUCCACCGUACUCUACCAUGAUGCCGCUGACAACCUUUCCACCUCCAACAUGUGCCGCGCCAUUGACCCCCACGUAUCUGCCUCAAUAUGCCGGAAUCUGGUUCAAGGGAAAUGCUGUCUUUGCUGUGGAUGUCAGUUCAAAAACUUCACUCUUCCUGGAAAAUUUUGCCAUGUCGAUCAAGUUUGCGGCUUUCCAUCCAGAUGGCCUGUUGUUGUUUGUAGCGAACAGUUAUCAGCAAUCUUCCCAGUGGCUCGCUAUCUAUCUCAAUAAUGGAAAAAUUGCCAUGGAAAUCAAAGGAGUAAACUUCAGUGAAACCUUGACUUCUGAGUUUACUUACAAUGAUGGCAUUCCACACAGGGUUGACUUCUUGGUUAUGAACCGCUACUUUGUACUUGUUGAGCCCCUCAAGAAGGAAUACGUUAGCAACAGCCAGGACGGGCUUGCACAACCAGCCGCGUUUAACAGCAUCACAACGGACUUGUUUCUUGGUGGCAGGGAUAACAGAGUUGCUUUUGGUCAACAAGUUCUGUCACAUUUGCCUGGUGGAUUUGUUGGUGCAAUUUACAAAUGUUUUAUCAAAGUGAAUGACGCUAACUCCAGUAAAAAUCUCGAGGUCGAUUGGAGAUCUCCCAAAAUUCCACUAGCAGAUGGGACAACAGGAGAAAUACCAACCAAUGCUUACUAUGGAUUAUCACUGAGUGGGGAUAAUUCAUUUGUAAAACUGGGUGAGUUUAUAUCACUGGUGAACAUGAACCUGACAGUAAAAGUGAACUUCAGCACGACACAAGUGUCAGCUAGCCUGUUUGGUAUCUACAUGUUCCACAAUCGUUUCGUUGUCCUGGAACUUGCAAACCACUGGCUCAGAGUCGUAAUGGCCUACAACAAGUCGUUUGAAGUAACAGUCUAUGAUUCGACUAACCUAUGUGACGGAACGCCCCAUUCUGUCAGCAUGUCGGUGGGACCAAUGGGAGUGGAGAUUCAGAUCGACGACAGUUUCAGCAGGACAUAUGCUUACACACCAGACUUCAUCCCUCCUGAAAUCUUGAACACCGUCGCCUACUUUGGUGGCUUUGAAAAUCCCGCCAAUACAUUUUCCAAAGAAGUUGUUAAGGAACAUCUCCGGGGUUGUUUGCUUGAUAUUGUUGUCAAUGGUAAAAAGUACGACACAGCUCUGUUGAAGGGGUUCAGUCGAGGAACUGUGUAUGGUUGUCCUUACUAAUACGUCAUCUUGCAAGUGGAUACCAGUCUAGCAUAGCAUUUUAUGUUAUGCAGAUUCUCAUUGUCUGAUUUGGACAAUGCAUACGUUAUUCCUAUACUUUGCUGUGUCAUUAAUGUUUUAUGCUGUAUUGUUUAUUUUCCCACCAACUAAAUUGUUAAACUUAUAACCCACCAUAAUAAAAUUGUUUCUCAUUUGUGUAUAUGUAUGUUUUAUGCAGUCAGAAUUUAGAACAGUUAUUAGUCCCCUGCCAGUCCUUAUGUCUGUCUGUCUAUCCAUCCGUCUGUCCCACAUAAUAUAGUUUUUCAGACAUUUUUUCUACAAUGCAUCAAGGUAUUGUGUAUAACUUUAUAAAAUACUGUUACAGAUCAAAAUUGACUUUCAUGGCAAUUUACCAAUUUGUCACAGAGUUAUGGUCCUUGAACUUAGGCGAUACGAAAAUUUGUUGGGCUCAGUUGGGGGACAUGUAUUGCUUUAGCAGUACUUUUAGAAAAACAAAAAUAACUUUUUAAAAUGCUUUUACAGUUGUCAUUUUUCUUAAACUGUUGUUGUUAUUACCAUAUAUCAUUACCUAUUAGUUGCCCUUGGCAAAAUCUUCCCCUAAACUAAUAUUUUUGCUUAAUUUUCUGACUCCUUUGUAAGUCUUUCUGAAUAAUAUUUUGAUGAAGAAAAUUUUUACUUAUAGUUGAAAAUAUACGGUAUCUAAAACAUGCUGGGAUGAAUUUACAAAGCCUGUUUUUAUUUUGCAGGUGUGUAACUACUUAUAUUUACAAUACUUAGGUAAACACUUACAUUUAAGAAAAACAGGCUUCGACCCAUGAAAUCCACACUCAAUCAGAAUUGUUUUUUUAAUUGACCUAUAUGAUAAGGUAUACGGUAUUUCAAACAUUUAGAAAAAUCCUCACAAAAUUAGUAUUCACUAUAUUUAACCAAUUCCAUUACAUUUAAUAAAAAAAAUGUACUGUUAAUUAUAUGUUUGUAUCAUAUGUUUGUACACGAAAGGGAAAUACUUUUGCCAUCGGACUCCUGUAACAUUGCUGUGAAUUUUAUAUGGCUAAUAAAUUCUGCCUUCCA